Messenger RNA from Paramuricea clavata, 1988 nucleotides. Lineage: Eukaryota; Metazoa; Cnidaria; Anthozoa; Malacalcyonacea; Plexauridae. The record is from the annotation of a GenBank genome assembly.
CCGCGUUUCCGGUUAUUUCCGUUCACUUCCGAAGUGAAGCACCGUGGAAACAAAGAUGGCAGACAAUUUAGUCCCAACAGACGGUAGGAAAUGCCCUUUAUCUCUCGCAUCUUAAAUAUUUUGACAGUUUUAAAACCUAGAAUAUGUUAUUUGAUAACCUUUCAGCCGAAAUGACCGACGCGACGGCAGUUUCAGAGGAAAAAACGCAAGAAAAACAGGCCGAAACAGCAGCAGGGGACGGCAGCACUGCCGCCAAUACAGAGACUGAUAAAAACAAAGCAUUUAUUACAGAGGUAGAUUUGUAUGCCGUGGUUUUGUUAGUCUGCUGUAAUUUUUUAUAUCCAAUUACAUGUGUAGUUCACAAAAUUACACAUAAAAUUGAAUAACAUUUGGUCUAAAUGACUAAAUACCUAUUUAAAUUAUGGGUAAAUUUAAUCACAUUUAAUGGGGGUAGCGAUAGACAGACAUAAGACAGUAAGUUUUCAAAACUGAUGAAUGAUUUGGCAGACAGCGGCAAUUGCUAGAUAGUAUACUUCAAAAUAAGAUUUCCGUUUUUAUUCUAUUUUUAAAAUAAGUUAGGGUUAGGUUGGGGGUUAGGUUUAGUAUUAGGGUUAGGGUUUAGUUUUGCGUUAGGAUAGUUUUUUCUACGUUAUAAAAACGGAAACCUUAUUUUGAAGUAUACUAUCUAGCAAUCACCAUUUGACAGCAGUUUGAAUAAAGUUUUGGCAUUAAAGUUUCACCCCCCCCCUUUGGGGAAUAUGGGUAAAACUUGACAACCCCCUGAAUAUUUAAAUUGUUGAGUAGUCAUGAUGGUCCUUGAUGCAUUCUUGUUCAUACCUAGUUUCAGUCCUACUCUAUCACCCCUUUAUUCCUCACUACUCCCUCCUCGCUACUUUUGUUAAUUAUGUUAGUUACAGUUACACAAUAUAUUGUUUUCACUGACAGACAACAACUGCAAACCAAGUGUCCCAGCCAGGAGUAACACCAUCAAUUGAGGUAGGUAUUUGUGUCAAGAUAUUGGAGCAAGGUUGUGGCUGGCAAUGACAGUAACUGAAACCUUAUUCGUGAGAUCAUGCUAUGGUUUCAUGGACAUAUUUCUUGACUUGUUUUUUCAGGCUGUGGUGAAGAAAGAGAAAGAUGAUGCAGAGAAACGAGUGCCAAAAAUUGAUGUGCAGUCACUUCCCACAAGAGCUUAUUUGGACCAGACUGUUGUUCCCAUCCUUCUUCAAGCUUUGUCAACUUUAUCUAAAGAAAGGUUCUGUACUGCUGGACAAGACUUUCUAUACAUGACCAAGCAAUACUUGAAAUAAUAGCCAAACUUCUCCAUAUGUACACCUCUCUAAUAUGGACAGUUGUCCAGUUAUUUUCUGUACAAAAUCCUUUCUGACAUGGACAGUGUUGUAGCCCUUCAGUGUUGGUGUUGGGUUGUUCCAGAAACAAUUCACACUCCCCCCCCCCCCACUGAGGAAAUUUUUACUGUUGGAGGGGGAGGAGAGAAAAACUGAUAACAGUAAAUGUAUUAGGACAUCCAAAGAGGGUGGGGGGUUGUUACUUCUAUUUCCUCCAUGGGGGAGGUAUGGAUGUUUUUUUUCUGGAAUGAACUAUUCCAUCUGGCUAAUAUUAUAAAUAUCUUGCUUUAUUCCUUUCUUCACAGGCCUCCAAAUCCAAUUGAAUAUCUUGCAAGUUAUUUAUUGAAAAACAAAAGUCAGUUUGAUUCAUCGCUGGAAACCACUCAACCAUCUGGAAUGUCAUAAUUACAGACAAUAUGUGUCACAAACAUUGUCCAAUGAAGGAUUGUGUAAGAACAUUGUGUAAAAAUAUGCAAAAAAAUAGACUUUGUUGUGUUAAUAUUUAUACAAGUAAAAUAAAUUUAACUGGUAAUGUAAAUUUAGUAUAAAAUAAUAAAAAUCAUGUUAUGUUCAUUCAUGGAGAAAGUCUUUUGGUGUAAUUUGGAUUUUGUUUUAAUAAACACAAGGUUUUUAAAUGAA